AUGGCCGCCGCGGGCUCACCCACAGCAGCAACAGCAGCAGCACCCGCCGCUCCUCCUCGGCUGGUCGCGACUCGCUCCGACCUCGCGAAUCGCGUCGCACCGCAGCUGUCGUCCGAGUACGACAGGCGCCCUUCGCGAUCCAGCAAGCCUUCUAUCGGCGGUCAGAGUGUGGCCGCCUUACUCCGGUGAGUAUCGCACCCCCCGCUGUGUGGUGUGCUCGACUAAACUUAGCUCGAGUGUGGCUGGUUCGCAGCGAGGCCAAGGCGUUGACGCUCGACUUGCGCACCGCCAUCAAACGCAAAGACCCGUGGGAUCGCGAAGUCGAGUUUCAGAGAGAGAGGUGAGUUCCAUCCCAUGCUCCGACGCGUCUCGCGAGAGCCAUCGGGGCAGCUCGACUUGGAACUGACAAUUCCAAUUCCUGACUCCUGCCCUGCUUGCCGCACCGCGCGCAGUGUUCGUACAGCCUAUUCGCGUGUCCUCUUCUCCAGCACUGUAGGAACGUCCUCGUCGAUUGCUCUCUUGGCCGCGUCGUCAUCGAACCCAGUCUCUGGACCAUCCAAUACCCUCGGCUCGACGACCUCGCUCGUUUCGCCCUCGGCCAGUCAUUCGGCUCGCUUACUCGAAGCUCUCAACUCGCUAUGGCUCGAGACAUCCCAUUCCAUCAUCAACGCCUACCGAUCACGCAUCUCGGCCAUGGACAAGGCCCUCGCCGAAGCGCCUCAGGCCCAUCGCAAAGGCGGAGGAGGAGCAGCGCGAGGCGAACCCCCACCGCCGGGGCCGACCGCUCGUAGAAAGCUCGUACAUUCCUUUAGAACCUUCCUGGCCAAGGAGGAAGAGUACUUUGCCACACUAUUGGGUCGACUUGCCAGUGAUCUCAGCCCGAAUGAUCUCGAAGGGUUCAACGCCCUCGGCGUCGUUGUCGAGCCGGUAGAGGUCGUGGAAGGCCUCCCUCCGACAUCGGAAGAAGACAAGCGCCGAGCCAGAUCAAAGGCGGUGCCACUCGUUCACAAGGCCCUCAUCUGCUUCGGGGAUUUAGCACGGUACCGCGAGCUUUUCAACGAGCAUUCGGGUCCGCAGGCCAAGGAGCGGGGCGGGCGGAGAGGUAACAAGAGUAAGGUUACCUCGGCCGGAGGUUCUGACCGCAGCAAGCCAAAGAACUAUUCUCGUGCUUCAGCGUGUUACACCCAAGCAAGGCUGCUGAUACCAGAGAACGGUGAGUGCUUCGUUUGGCCAUGGAUCGAAACGGUUCUAGUCCAAUCAGCUAACGGUCUAUCGCUCCCGACUUGCGCAGGCAAUCCAUCUAACCAACUCGCCGUAAUAUCCGGGUAUACACACGAUACCCUUUCUUCCACCUACCACUACUUCCGCGCCCUCUCGGUGCGUAUACCCUUCCCGACAGCGCGGAUCAACCUCGAGUUGGCAUUCAACAAGGCGGUCACACGAUGGUUCGAACGGCCGAGUGGGAGGCGCGAGCCCACACCUGACUUUGUCACUGCUUUCAUCGCGCUCCACGGUUUGCUCUUCACCAAAACGAGGUGGGUCGGGCGAUCUGGUAGAGCACUGCCGAGAACUAGAGCACUGCCGAGAACAAGAAGGCUGACUGCAAGGGGAGUAUUCUCCCACAGACUCUCGGACAUCGCACCGCUCUCUGCAAAAGUCGAGAGUUCCUUCCAACAAGCCAUCACAUCGCUAGAGCUAUCACCAGACACCAUCGUCAAGAUCGUGGUGACCGGAUUAUGCUCCUUGUGGUAUGCGCGGGUACAUCGAUCGAGCAGCAACCCUCGGAAAACACCGUCGAAACGAUCAGCCGAGGCUGGCUCGAACGCAGGUUCUGCACCUUCCGUCAACAUCAAUCUCGAACCGCACAUCCUCCUGCAUGUCCUGUCCAUUUAUACAAUUCUACUCCGGAUUUGCACCAACGAGACGGCGGAAGCCUACCUCGCGGACACGACCAAGCAAGCACCCAAACCUGGUUUGAACCUUGCCCAGAACAUCAGUGCCGUCGUCCGUCGGGCACUCCCGGUCCUUCGUGUGCUCUCCAAAUGGUUGUCAGGCCAGCUUGACUAUAUUCAUCGAGUUGAAUCCCGUCUGCGAGCGAAGGAGAUCAAGAUCAGUCGAGCCAACGCCGCUGACAGCGCUGCUCAGGCGUCCCAGGCCGACACGACCCAACGCAGCAGCUCGGUCAGCGAUGGGCAACAUGUCGAAUCGAGCCAGGACCAGUCGAUGGAAACGGAUCAUGUGAAUUCGACGUCGCUCGAAGACGCCUUGACGGCGUUCUGGACCUCGUACGCCGAUUUCGCGAAUUCGUUCAAAUUGGUGUUCCCUGCCGAAGGCCUCCCUAGUCCACCGGAUGGUGGACUAUGGUUGGAAGAGGAUGUCGAUCUACUCGGCUUUGCUCCGCUACGCAGAAGCAUGAAGGACGUCAAAGGGACAGAUCUGGCUGUUGAGGCAUCCAAAGUGGGGAAGGAGGUGCAUCCCAACGAGGAGCACCUGAUGCGCAUUGCCGAGUUGCAGAGCGAUGCGGCGCUGAUCGUCGAAUCCGAGGUAAGCUUGAAACAUCGUUCGCACUCUGCUCUGCCCAUGAGGCUGAUUUUUCCGAUCACACUUCCAAGAUCUGCCCGAUAAUCGUUGAACUUGGCGCUUUCGUUCUGGCCCCGCCAAAAUCCUCCGCCGCCCCAACCAUAGAGGAUGAAGUCGAGGAAGAGGACGAAGAGGACGAAGCCGAAGCCGUCCCCAUACCUGCCUCGUCGCCAACAAAGGCAUUGUCCAGAGGGGUGGAUUCGCUUGAUCUGUUCGAACAAGAGGAUGAAGGAUCCGAGCCGACCGAAGAUGAUCCCGUCGAUUUGGCGAUGAGGAUCGCCGCUGCGGAUCGACUGGAAAUGCAGGACCUCACGGACGAGGAAGAAGAUGAUGACGAUGAUGAUGACGGGCACAUCGUCUAUCGCUCAAGACUGAAUUUGGGCAACAUCGGGACGGUGACACGAACACCCCCUUCGGCGGGUAUCUCACCUCGAAUAGGCACGCCUGUAUCCAAUUCCGCCGCGUCGUCGAAGCGGAAUUCGAUGGAUCUGAGAUCGCUCUGGGCUCGUCCACCGGGCGAUUCUCCUGUUCCGGCAGCGCACCACGCUCUCCCACCACCACACCAAGGUUCACGGAGUUCGUUCGAAGCGUUGCCCAACAUGACUCAUCAAGGUGCCUCCUACGCUCCUACGCAGUCACCUGUCGGAGGCGGAUCGACCUCUUCGAUCUGGGCUCCGACUUCGAAUGAAAGUGGGCACUCUUCGCCUUCGUUGCUUCAGCGGCAAGGAUCAUUCGCCGCCCCUUCUCCUCUCGGUGCGCCUCCGGGAUUGGCUCAACCUCAGUCCGCGGCGCCGAUAGGCUUGUUCGGCCCUGCUUCGCCUUUCUCGCCUCCUGGUGGCGGUCCGAUGGUCCCAAGGCACUCGAACUACUACCCACCCUCAAGCACGCCAUGCGGUCCAGGUCCUUUCGACCCCUUACCCUACCAUACUUCGCCCCUCUUCCCUUCCUCGAAUGUGACCUUCGGACCCGUCCCGACUGGGUCUCAGUCAGACCUAUCGCCCUCGGCCUUCCCAUUCAUCAGCGGUGGCUUUGGUCUACCACCUCCGAGUCAGAUUGGUUCUGGUAGUAGUGGCUGGCCCGAUCACAGCGGUGCCUACUCUGGGAGCUUUGGAUCUUGA
This is a messenger RNA of Microbotryum saponariae, 3698 nucleotides long. The record is from the annotation of a GenBank genome assembly. Lineage: Eukaryota; Fungi; Basidiomycota; Microbotryomycetes; Microbotryales; Microbotryaceae.